GGUCAAAGGCAGGGUGGGCCUAUCGGUAUGGUCCCUCUGGUUUGAAGGGCUACAGUGUGCAGAAAGGGUAGAACAGUGCCCACCUCCCUUACUGUAAUGGUCAGUGCUGUAUUACCACAUAUUGUCACAUCCCGUCUCCCAGAGCCAAAUGGACUCCUCAAUCCCUGGCUCGUAUGGUCGUUCUCUAUUGACAUCUUACUACUGUUGAAUGGACGGUAGUGGUACAAAAUACAGUGUUCCAUAUUCUCACGAGUCCAAAGGACUAGCUAGGCAAAUUUCCAUUGAAAGUGUUUUUUAGUCCAGGAGUAGGUUGAGUCUGAGUCAGGUAAUCGGGCCUCAAUUUGAAACAAAAUGCAGAAUGAAUAAAAAAAGCUUUUAAAAGCAUAAUCAAUGUAUAGCUUCAAAAUAUAAAUGAGCUGUUGGUCCUUUAAUCUGAGAACGGUAACAGUUCUCCAGCACGUCCCUCCGAGUGAAUUUAAUUUAGGAUUGUGGCUAGAAUGUAUUCUGUACUGUAACUGGGUUCGCCACAAAACAAAGACUACAUGAAAAGCAAUACCCAUUUCUUUUCAGUUUAUUUGGACAAUCUAUUGUCUGUCAUUCCUAAUAACAGCCCUUAGUUGUGUGUUAUUUACAAUAAUCCAUGUGUUCGCAUGCCUUAUAACUUAAUAUUUGCAUAUUCUAUUCAUCCAAAUUUUUGUUAAAAGUAUCUACAGUAUAUGCAAAGCUUGCUAAAACAACUUUUGAGCAAUACUGUAGUGAGACAGCAAGCUUGGAGAAGAUGGCACAAUUGAGCUCUUUGUGCCUUGGCUCUCUGCAAUUGUUCUUUUUAUACUAUUUGCUACCCCUCCUAUCAGCUUUCAGCUCAGACUAGUGUCUGCUCUCAAUAGCCUUCUGUAUGCAGCCAGAGAAUAGAGCCCAUGCCCUCGCCCCCUCUUUUGCUUUAUCUCUUUCUCCAUCUCUUCCUCUCCAUCUCUCGUUCCCUCUUUCCUUUUCCCUUUGUGUCUCUCCCUCCCCUCGCUCGUUCUCUUUUAAACACAAACAAGUGCAAGUCCUAGCAGGGAGCCUGAUGUCACAGUUGGCUAUAUUCAGCUGGAUCUCGUUCAGAGUCGAAAGUGGAGCAGAAGAAUCAGGUGUGCAUAAUUUACAGAGAGAGAGCACCUGCCAGAUGAAUUGGCUUUGGAGCGUUGGGCAUAACAUAUGUAAUGAAAAGGAAAGCACUUGACCAUGUGGUGGGGUUGUGACACCGUGUGUGACCCGACAAGAGCAGGCACAAGCCACCACUGGACCGGACAGCUCCUCUGAGACGCACUGCUAUGCACUCUUAGGUUUUAACUUCAGUUGCAUUUUUCAUCUAACUGCAGUUGUGGGAUUUAUGCACAACAGGGUGGAUAACUUCUAUUUGGGACCAUGGUUGGCAAGCAGGGGAGGCAAUGGAGGUCGAUGUGCAAAGGCCUUGUCCUGGGUACCCUACUCACUAGCUGUAUGAUCCUGCUCUACUGCCUUUCUGCUCCACAGGCCCACUUCAACCUGCCUGAGGGUCCAGUGCCUUACUCCUGUUCCCAUCGACCUGCUCAAGCCCACGCCAGACUUAUCAAAAACAGCUCCCACCAUGCACCGGGGCAGACAGGCAUCUGCACUCCCAAAGUGGACAUCAUGUUCAUGAAAACCCACAAGACAGCCAGCAGCACACUCCUCAACAUCCUCUUCCGAUUUGGAGAGAAGCACCGGCUCAAGUUUGCCUUCCCAAACAGCCGUAACGACUUCUUCUACCCCUACCCAUUCCAGCGCUCCCAGGUCAAGGACUACAGGCCUGGCAUGUGCUUCAAUAUCAUCUGCAACCACAUGCGCUUCAACGCACCUGAGGUAGCCAAGGUGCUCCCUACAGACACCUCCUACAUCACCAUCCUCAGAGACCCGGCUGAGCUCUUUGAAUCCUCCUUCCACUACUUUGGCCGCCUGGUGCCCAUGACCUGGAAAAUACCAGGCGAGGACAAGGUGGGGGAGUUCCUGCGCGACCCCCGCCACUACUUUGACCCCAAUGGCUUCAACUCCUUCUACCUCAAGAAUCUGCUGUUCUUCGACUUUGGGCAGGACAACACUCUGGAGCUGGGCGACCCGCGGGUAGAGGAAGGCAUCCGGGCCAUCGCAGGCCACUUCCAGCUGGUCAUGCUGGUGGAGCACUUUGACGAGUCCCUCAUGCUGCUCAAGGACGCCCUCUGCUGGGAGAUGGACGACCUGCUCUUCUUCAAGCUCAACGCCCGGAAGGGCUCCACCGUGUCUAAACUGACCCCGGAGCUGAGGGCCAAGGCCCUGGAGUGGAACGCCGUGGACUGGAGGCUUUACCAACACUUUAACGUCACCUUCUGGAGGAAGGUGGAGGCAUACGGACGCCAGCGAAUGGCCGACGAUGUGGCGGAGCUCCAGAGGAGGAACGCAGUGAUGGCGGCAGUCUGUAUCGAGGGAGGCCAUGCUGUGGAUGCAGGGAGCAUCCAGGAGACAGCCAUGCAGCCCUGGCAGCCCAUCGGGGAGAAGUCAAUCAUGGGCUACAACCUGAAAAAUAAUGUGGACAAGGCCCACCGCAAGCUGUGCCUUAAGAUGCUCACCCCAGAGCUGCAGUACCUGACAGAGCUGGGGGUCAACCUUUGGAUCACUAAACUGUGGGGUCAUGUGAGAGACGUGAUCAACUGGUGACUAGAGGGUGAUUAGAGAGACACGAGCGAGAGGGGCCAAGAGAGCGCAGCUGUGGGUGUGUGCCUGCUUGUGUGAGAGCCCCUAUUGGAUUGCAUAGCCUCCCAGGCCUGAAUGCCUGCAGAAGAUCAUAAGGGGUUUGGUUUUGCAUAGCCUCCUCAAUCAUGGCAUGAUGAACUCUUCCUCUGUGUCAGCAGUAUUGACUUGUUUGCCUUAAAUACAGUACAUGUUUGCAGUAUGUAAUGUACCUGAUAGGUGCUUGAGAACCGCAACGUUUGCGUUAGAAUCUGAAGAUAAGCAUAAGCAUCCCUCUUUAAAAUGUAUGUGUUUAUAGGUAUAGUAUACUGAAUACCCUUUAUACCCUCAGCCCUGCCAAUCUUAGAGUAUUUUUGAAAUAAAGACUAAAUUAAAAAGAUGUCUGUUGAUUUGAUUUAUCAAGGUUGUUCGCAAAGUUAAUAGUUAAAAAAUGAUGUCUUGAUGUGCAUUUUGCUUUACUUUUCAAGACGUAUAUCUAGAAAUCACAUCAUCUCAAUUUUACACCCACUUUAGAAGUCAUGCUUGUAACAACAGAUAAUUGUAAUAACACCAUGUCAUGUAAUAACUUUUAAUAAUGUACAACUUUUUCUGGAUUAUGUUAUAAAUCGCCAGAUAACGUAAUUGUUGAACAGAUAACA
Salvelinus sp. IW2-2015 is the source of this 3362-nucleotide messenger RNA. Its product is annotated as galactosylceramide sulfotransferase. Lineage: Eukaryota; Metazoa; Chordata; Actinopteri; Salmoniformes; Salmonidae. Gene Ontology annotation, molecular function: galactosylceramide sulfotransferase activity. Gene Ontology annotation, biological process: myelination; galactosylceramide biosynthetic process. Gene Ontology annotation, cellular component: membrane. The record is from RefSeq and is a predicted model, not a curated record.